AUGGACCUCCGGAAAGCCAUCAGUGGACGCCAGGCGAAAACCCUAGAGCUCAGUGAUCCCGUGGGCCUAGCUGAGGAUUUGGGGCGCCCCAGGACUCACGUGUCCGCACCAGCGGCGCUCAGGGCCUUGAUCUGUCUCCUCCCCUUCCUCCUUCCCCGCCCCCUCCCCCUUUCCUCCCCUGAGCGCGGCCGCUGCCGCCUCCCACCCGCGGGAUCCCGGCGCCCGGCAGCGGCUCAUGCGUCCGUCGGUCGGCGGACUAGUCUGUCCGCGCGCGGAAAGCCCAGUUUCCCAGCGCGGCGGCCGCCAGGCCUGGGAGGGAAAAGGCGCGGAGGCGGGACCGCGGCUCCCUCCCACUCCGGGGGGAGCCCAGGAGGCGGCGGAGCUGAAGCGCGAGCCGAGAAGGAGGCAGAGCAGAGGACAGGCGGCAGGUCGCAAGCACGAGUGGGGUGGGGCGUGCCCACGGGCCCCCGCCCCCCUCGUCCCCUCGCCCAGCUCCAGAGCCGCAGCCCGGAGGUAGGCGCCGCACCCCUCCCCCGGGCGUUCUUCAGCCACCAGGCCUUCCAGGACGCCGUGGAGCGGGGACAGGGGGUACAGGGACGCCCCCUUCAGCAGGAGCCGUCGGUGGGGCGGACCCGAGACCAGGCAAGCAGCCCCACUGAAGCCAAGCUCAGGGUCUGGGACGCAAUUGGGAGCGCGGAGGGCUGGCUGGGCGCUGCAGAGAGCAGGCUGGGGCCCGGCCUUCUGGGUGACAGGCCCUGGGCGCCGGAAGAAGGACGGGAGACCAGCAGGGAAGAGACGGGACCUAGAGUAGAGGCCGCUGCCUCACUCUCGCAUCUGAGCCGAGGGAACCAAGGCAUUUAG
Molecule: messenger RNA, 861 nt
Organism: Equus quagga
Lineage: Eukaryota; Metazoa; Chordata; Mammalia; Perissodactyla; Equidae
Product: sterile alpha motif domain-containing protein 1-like
Exons: 3
Coding region: 1-861 (286 amino acids)
Source: RefSeq, a predicted model, not a curated record